AUGGUUGAUCAUAAACUCAAGGAAGACAAGCCCUUCUCAUUUCUAACAUAUUCACCAUCCUUUGAUGAUCACAUACGCAGCGCGUUAACGUUUCCUUCGUUUGAUUGGGAAGAAGAGCUUCUUCCUCUCCACAACAACUUUGUUUCUCAAGCUUUUCAUUUGCCUACACCUUCUCUGUCAUUACCUGACCUUGAACCCUUGUCUCAAGAUGUACUCGACUCAUACAGCUCUGCAGAGCAGAACAGAGGCGAAGAUGACUUGGACAUGAAUACUAAGAAGAGGAGACUCAACAGAGAACAUAACGUGAGAAUCAUCAGCGAUGUUACUACAUACACAACCUUUCCGGCUUCAAAGGCAUUGUCCAUGGAGACUAUCUCUCGCUACUUCUAUAUGCCAAUAACUCAGGCAGCUAUGGAGCUUGACGUAGGUUUAACUCUUCUGAAAAGAAGAUGUCGCGAACUUGGUUUUCGCCGAUGGCCUCAUCGCAAACUCAUGAGCUUACUAGCUCUUAUUAGUAACGUCAAGGAGCGGCAGAAGAUGCAAGGCGGAGAGAAAGCAGGAAUAUUCAAGAACGCAGUAGAGAUACUUGAGGAUGAGAGGAGGAGGAUCGAAGAGAAUCCGGAUUUGGAGUUUAGCGACAAGACAAAGAGGCUGAGACAAGCUUGUUUCAAGGCUACACACAAGAUGAAGAAGAAGAAUAGUCUCAAGUCAUCAGAGAUGUCUAAACCCUCUUGUUCAAGCAGCGGCUCUGUCCUCAGUGAGGAGGAGUCAGUUAUUGAAGGUGUAGAAAGCGAUGAAGAAGUGAAGUAUCUCUUGUGUGGUUUCACAAAUGAGUUUAGUGGUUUGUGA
Messenger RNA from Brassica napus (rape), 849 nucleotides. Its product is annotated as protein RKD2-like. Gene Ontology annotation, molecular function: DNA-binding transcription factor activity. Lineage: Eukaryota; Viridiplantae; Streptophyta; Magnoliopsida; Brassicales; Brassicaceae. The record is from RefSeq and is a predicted model, not a curated record. Bases 1 to 849 code for a protein of 282 amino acids. The transcript has 4 exons.